UGUUCGACUGUAGAGUGCAGUGGGUUCUUACGAUUUUGUUAUUUAAUAAUUGUGAAAUGUGCAAUUUAAUCAAUUAAAACCGGGAAAAUGCAAGCGUUGAGAAGUAGGCGGCCUUGGAGAGGGGCGUACUGGAGUAGUUGGAGGCGACUGCUCACCCAAAGCUGCACGGGAAGUGAGAAUCCCGAGCUAACCAAUGAUGUCAAGCACCGGAUUGAAUCCCACUGGCGGGAGCAACUCAGUGGAGGUCAGUUCAACCCCAAGGAGCCGGUGGACAAGUACUACGUGCUCUCCAUGUUCCCCUAUCCCUCGGGCAACCUGCACAUGGGCCAUGUGCGCGUCUACACCAUUGCGGAUGCAGUGGCUCGAUUCCAGCGGAUGUGCGGCAAGAAUGUCUUCCAACCGAUGGGCUGGGAUUCAUUUGGUCUGCCCGCCGAGAAUGCCGCCAAUCAGCGGGGCGUGGAGCCCGCCUCCUGGACGGAACAGAACAUUGCCCAGAUGAAGGAACAGCUGAAGCGACUGGGAUGCUCUUUUGAUUGGAACCACGAGCUGUCCACCUGCAGUCCGCAGUACUACCGAUGGACGCAGCACCUCUUCCUCCAACUGCAUCGUCAUGGAUUGGCCUACCAAAAUGAAGCCUUGGUUAACUGGGAUCCGGUGGACAAAACGGUGCUCGCGGAUGAGCAGGUGGACUCGCAGGGCUGCUCCUGGCGUUCAGGUGCCAAGGUGGAGAAGAAACUGCUCCGCCAGUGGUUCAUCCGGACGAGUGCGUAUGCCAAACAGCUGCUGGACGGCCUGGAGGAUCCCACGCUGCGGGAUUGGAGGGAUAUCAUCAACCUGCAGCGCCACUGGAUAGGAGAAUGCAAUGGCUACGCUUUUAAUCUGCUUACAUCCGCAUCUGGUUUGCUGCGGGUGUGGACUGCUCAUCCGGAGCACUUGAAGGAUCCACAUGCCUUUCUCGUCCUUCGCAACAGUCAUCAUUUAUCGAAGCUGGAGGAUUCCAGGAGUCUCAGUGCCGAGAAUCCUUUUUCAGGAACCACAAUGCCCGUGCUUUUUGGCGACGAAGUGACUUUCCCCCCGAAAUGCGAUGUUUACCUGGCGGCGCCGAGUUUCCGCAGCGAAGACAAGGAGCUGUGGGACUCCUACGGCCUGGCUUUCACCUCAACCGGCAAGGAGGAGGUCGCCUUAAGUCCAGCCAACUGGGAACUGUUACGGAAAGAGGUGCUCCAGGCAGCCACGCGCCUCAAUGUGGGCGGCUAUCGGGUUUCCUCGAAGCUGCAGGAUUGGUUGAUCUCACGCCAGCGCUACUGGGGCACUCCCAUACCCAUUGUUCACUGUUCCAAGUGCGGAGCAGUGCCAGUGCCGGAGGAGCAGCUGCCAGUGUCGCUGCCGCCGAAGAAUUCGCCCAAGGAAGCCUUCCUCUGCGAGUGCCCCAAAUGCGGGGAAAAAGACGCUCGUAGAGAGACGGAUACAAUGGACACAUUUGUGGACAGCUCCUGGUACUAUUUGCGCUACCUGGAUGCCCAGAACUCCGAGCGCAUCUUUGAUCCCGCGCUGGCCAAGAACUUUAUGCCCGUGGAUUUGUAUAUUGGAGGCAAGGAGCACGCUGUCCUGCAUCUCUACUACGCCCGCUUCAUGAACCACUUCCUGCACAGCUGCGGUCUCUCGCCCACCAGCGAACCCUUCUCCCGCCUGCUCGUCCAGGGAAUGGUCAUGGGUCGCUCCUUUCGGGUGAAGGGCAGCGGUCGCUAUGUGCCUGAAAAGGAGGUAGAGAUUGUGAACGCCAAAAAGAACCAGGCGGUGCUGAAGGAAACCAAAGAACCGGUGGUCAUGACCUGGGAAAAGAUGUCCAAGUCGAAGUUAAAUGGCGUGGAACCGAGUGAUAUGUUCAAUGAGUACGGAACGGACACAACGAGACUGAUCAUCCUGGCCGAUGUGGCGCCCACUUCGCAUCGCAAUUGGUCCAGUGCAACAUUUCCCGGCAUCCUCAACUGGCAGAAGCGUCUUUGGUUGACCCUGCAGGAUUUCCAGGAGGCUCGCGAAGAUCAAACUCCUUCGGAAAUUGUCCCCACCAGCGAAGAGUUCCUGGCUGAGGAUGCCAAGCUGUUUGAUGCCCGAAACUUUUAUGUAAAAGGAGCCACCUUCAACUACCGCCAUGCCCAUCAACUUAGUGUGGCUAUCUCUAAAAUGCAGGGCUUAACGAAUUCCCUGAGGCGCACACCAAAGCAUGUUUUGCGACAUGGCAAGCAAUUUGAACGGGCUCUGGCCGCCCAGAUCAUCAUGCUGGCACCCAUGGCUCCUCACUUUGCCUCCGAGUUGUGGUCCAAAUUCGUGGCCAUUCCCGGCAGACUGAAUCCCGCCAGCCAGGAGCUGCAGUGGAGCGAAGAUGUGUUGGCCCAGCGAUGGCCAGACAUCGAUGCCGCGUACAAUCUGGAUCUUAGCAUCAAAGUAAAUGGAUUCGAGAACUGCGUGAUCAAAGUGCAGCGCACGCACUUGGAUAAGGUGACGCACAGCGAUGCCUUGGACAUUGCCUUCAACACGGAAUCGGUGACUUCAUACUUAAUUGACAAGAAAAUACGGACCACUAACUUUGUGCUCUAUCCGGGCAUCGAGGCCAUCCUAAAUAUCUAUGUGGACAAGGCACAAAAGGCUCAGAAACCGGCGACCAGCGAUGAUGCGGAGGCUCAGCCUCGGGCGUAGAAUAUUUACUUAAGAUUGGGUUGACUUUGAAGGAGAGAUUACGAAGGAGAAAUGCAUUUCCUGCAGGGUUCGAAAAAUAACACACACUGUAAAAAACUUGAG
Molecule: messenger RNA, 2799 nt
Organism: Drosophila takahashii
Lineage: Eukaryota; Metazoa; Arthropoda; Insecta; Diptera; Drosophilidae
Gene: LeuRS-m
Product: Leucyl-tRNA synthetase, mitochondrial
Biological process (GO): mitochondrial translation; leucyl-tRNA aminoacylation
Cellular component (GO): mitochondrion
Molecular function (GO): leucine-tRNA ligase activity; ATP binding
Source: RefSeq, a predicted model, not a curated record